Messenger RNA from Cryptococcus wingfieldii CBS 7118, 1470 nucleotides. RefSeq lists its product as hypothetical. The record is from RefSeq and is a predicted model, not a curated record. The transcript is spliced from 5 exons. Lineage: Eukaryota; Fungi; Basidiomycota; Tremellomycetes; Tremellales; Cryptococcaceae. Bases 1 to 1470 code for a protein of 489 amino acids.
AUGUCGGAUAUAGGUCAGAGGAGAGCGGAGGCUGAGACAAUCGUGAACAUCCUGCUGGUUGUGGCUACGCUUCAACAGACGCUCGAUCUUCCUGAUGACUUCGACUCAUGCGACCCGGAUUUCACCGAAUAUUUCUUGCAGCUGAUCAUCCUCCUUAGGGCGUCCGGUCUGCCCAAUUGGCAGUCACACAUAGGCUGGCUUGGCCUAUUCAGCCCCAAGAUGACACUGCUUGCUAUGGACACUUUCAGCGACUAUCUGCAAUACCUUCAACAGACUCGAUCGGUGGCGCGCCCUCUUACAUACAACCGGUGCCAGAGAUUAGGGGAGAAUGUAUGGUUUGUCAUAUUUGACCACCAGAGUGACAAGGAUUUCAAGCGAAAUGCAAGGAUGUUCAAGAAAACCUUCCACAGUCUUUGGGAAGCCAUUCGAGACGACAAAGCUUUCCACAACAAUUCAAGGAAUCCUCAGGAGCACUCGGCAUACCAGUUGUACACCACCUUGGUUCGCUUGGGACGACGAGGGAAUGGCAUGUCCCAUGGAGAGGUUGCCGAGAAGAUAGGGAUCCAAGCUGGUACAUCAUUCCUAUGGACUAUGAGAACUCUGGAGGCUAUCCACAGGUCGCUCGGCAGCAAGAAUUGUAUUUCUUGGCCUGAUCCCGACGAGAGAAAGAGGAUUCACAGGGAGUUUGGCUUGAGAUCUCCUUUCAGGAAGUGCGUGGGCCUUAUUGACAGCACUCUAAUUGAAAUGGAGUAUGUCCCUGGGCGCGAGGAUAAGCGCCUGUGGUAUGGGAGGAAGGACACCUAUGGGUUCAACGUCUUUGUAGUUGCCGACCACGAGUGUCGUAUCUGUCUUAUACAAUCGGGUUUCCUGGCGUCAAGCCAUGAUCAGCGAGUCUAUCACAACACUCGAAUGUUCCAGGAACCCCAGGACUUCUUUUCUGAUGGUGAAUACCUCCUUGCGGACAGUGGCUUCACACCCAACCCAAACUGCCUUCCAAACUACAAGAACAAUGCUGGAGGUCGAAACAGGCUUGCAGGUGCAGCCAGAGACCACAAAGUCUUCAACGACCACGUCAAGAAGGUCAGAGUGCGCAUAGAACACACUAUUGGCUACUGGAAGGCGCGCUUUCAGAGUAACAAGCUGCUGUCACCGCAAUUGAAGUCUUCUGAUCACCAUGUCCUCAAUAUGAGCGUCUGGAUUGUGGUCACUGCGCUACUUCACAACUGGGUCAUUGACCAUGAAAAUCUUGAAGAUGAGGAAAUAAUCGACCCCAAUGAUUUGGAAGAGAUCAUGCGAGAGGAGGCAGUAGCUAGUGACAGACUGGACCAAGAAGCUGUCCAGGAGCUCACUGAGGCCGAGCGGCGGGAUAAUGGGUGGAGGCGUGAGGCUGUGCGAAAGCAGAUUGAGGACAUGCAAGCGCGGGGACAGAACGUUGCGUAUGUGGAUCCAGAGUUACCCCUUUUUGCAUGA